Messenger RNA from Strongylus vulgaris, 540 nucleotides. The record is from the annotation of a GenBank genome assembly. Lineage: Eukaryota; Metazoa; Nematoda; Chromadorea; Rhabditida; Strongylidae.
AUGGAGGUCCAGGAUGAAAUACGAAGGAGACGACGAAAAAUGAGGAGAAAAAGGAAAAAGCCAAAAAGAAAAGAAUUAAAAAAGCUAAAAAAACGUUUGGAGACAGCUGAUACACAGCUAAAGCAAGCGUUGAAAGAGUAUCUAGCUGGGCAGACAGAAACAUAUGCGACUACGGUUGAUGAACCCGAAGCGGCGGAAGUCCCCUCAUCAUCUGGCACCUCGGCCCAACAAACUUCUGCCUCAGCAUCUGCACCGAAAACUCCAGUUGGUGCACCAGGUCCAGCGAAAGUACCAGCAUAUGUAUCGUCUUCAGGAAAGAGUAGCCCCUCUCAAGGCCUAACACUAGCACCGGAGAAAGAAAGCUCCGAGAAACCUGCUGUUAUCCCCGCAGCUGUGAAAGAUGAGACAUAUGAACAGGUCGGCGGAGAAGCUGUUGUCGAACCACCUCUUCCAAUAUCGCCUCGAUUUUGUACCAACUGGGCCCAAAUAAUGUCAUUCUAUGUUUCAUGCAGUAGAUUAUCAAUUGUUUUGCUACUUUGA